Messenger RNA from Neoarthrinium moseri, 1116 nucleotides. RefSeq lists its product as uncharacterized. The transcript has a single exon. The record is from RefSeq and is a predicted model, not a curated record. Lineage: Eukaryota; Fungi; Ascomycota; Sordariomycetes; Amphisphaeriales; Apiosporaceae. Bases 1 to 1116 code for a protein of 371 amino acids. Gene Ontology annotation, molecular function: hydrolase activity, acting on carbon-nitrogen (but not peptide) bonds.
AUGCCCAAAACGGUGAUCAAGAACGCUCUGGUCUUUGACGGCGAAAACAUCAACGAGCCCAGGACCGUCAUCAUUGAUGGACCUCAGAUUGUAGAAGAUGAAGAGGGAGGAAGUAAUGCAGACACUGUGAUUGACGGCACAGGCUGUACCUUGCUGCCCGGACUCAUCGACUGUCAUGUGCACAUUGACAGCGUGGAGCAGCUAGCCUCGUGCGCGUCCUACGGCGUCACGACUGUCUGCGACAUGGCCUGCUGGCCUCCGGAGAAGUACGAGAAGCUGCACUCGGCGGAUGUGGCGACGCGCUGGCUGGGGUCGGGGCUGCCGGCAUUUGCGGAGAAGUCGACACACGGCCGGCUCAUGCGGUUCGCAGGCGUUGGGAUGGAGAAGGCUGUACGGGGCACGGAGGAGGCUGCCAUGUUCGUGGAGGACAGGGUACGCCAGGGCGUCGACUACAUCAAGAUCAUCGCGGAUGCCCCGGGGAUCGAGCAGGAGUCCCUGGACGAGCUUCAGCGGAGUGCGGUGCAACAUGGCAAGAUGACUGUGGCUCAUACUGCCCACUACGACGCCUUUACGCGCGGCUUACAGGCCGGCUUCAACAUCCUGACUCACGCACCCAUGGACAAGGCUCUGGACAGCCAGAUCACAAACAAGAUGGUACAGCGGCAGACCAUUGCGGUACCGACGUUGACAAUGAUGGAGACCUUUGCCGGCAGCUGGGUGCUGACGCUGUUCAAGGGUCGCAUGAACUUUCAAAACGCCGUAGACAGCGUGGCUGCAAUGCACCGAGCUGGCGUGCCCAUCCUCGCGGGCACCGAUACGAACAACAACCCGUUCAUGAGCGUUAGGUGUGGGAAGUCGCUUCAUCACGAGCUGGAGCUUCUGGUCAGGGCUGGGCUCACUCCCACCGAGGCGCUAAGGGCUGCCACAUCCCUUGCUGCCAAGUCCUUCGGCAUUGACGACAGAGGGACAAUUGGCCCCGGCCUCAAGGCUGAUUUGCUUCUAGUCGAAGGAGACCCCACGAAAGAUAUCACAGCUACACGGAGGCUUCGGAGGAUAUGGAGUGGGGGCAAAGCCAUCGAGCUGGCCAAGGAAGAAGGAAGCUGUACGCUUAUGUGA